AAUAAGGUAAUAAUAACAGUGACCAUUGGUCUAGUAAUACCCCACCAUCUUCUUCUUUCUCCUCUCUCUGUCCCUUUUCUGUCCUUCUUCAUCCCACAGCACCUUGCCACUCCUUCCACCACCACCAAAACGCCGCGUUUUGAUCAGCAAACACGCCUUUCCGCCGUCGUUUUUACAAUAGGAUCAAUAUGAAGCGAGGAGCUGCAGAAGUUUGUACAGAUAGUUAUGCUCCGAAUAGCAAAAUGAUGAAGUAUUCGAAUGAAGGAGGUGGAGAAAGUGGUAGAAUCUUUGAUUAUUCUGAUCCAUUCACAAUUACAGAUAUGUUAGAAAGCAUUAAUUCUGGUAAGUACGGAUCUGUUACAAAGGAUGUUGAAGCACUUGUUGCACGAAAAAUGCAGAUUUUCAAUUCUCUAUUUACAAUGUAUCCUGAUCUUGAAUGCACAUCACCGGGUGCAAGAUACAAUGCAAAUGGAGAUGUGAUGAGUAAGGAUAUAGUUAAUUUGGAGAAUGUUGAUGCUAAAUCUAUCACUACAACUCCUGCUCCUGUUUUAAUAAUUGAGUCGGAUGAUGAGGAAGAUGUGGACAGAAAACCUUUCAGUCACUUUCAAGAGAUUGCCUUUCCCAGGCCUCUGCCUACUAUUGAUCUCCUUACAGAGAGCUUGCUGGUUAGCAAUCACAUGGGCGUCAAUACUCCCAGAGGAGAGGAGCAAAAUAUUGAUAAAGUAAAGGACAAAGGCAGUUACGUUGGUGUCGAAGAUGAGUUGAGUGAGGAAGAUCAUGGCCUUGUUGCUGAAGAUGAAGACCUGUCUGAGAUGUGGAAUCAGAUGAAUUUUGCAUUAGAAUCUUCCAAGGAUGUUCCAGUUGAUGAAUCAGGUGAUGAACCUUCAGUGGAAGAGGAUGAGGGCUGUGAUCAUUCAUAUGUCCUCAAAGAUGAUAUAGGCUAUGUAUGCCGCGUUUGCGGCGUUAUUCAAAGGGCAAUUGAGACUAUAUUUGAUUACCAGUACAUAAAGGCUGCUCGAGUGAGAAGUUACAGGCCUGAUUCACGUUCUAACAGAGACAAUGAUGAUACCGACGUCAAUUUGGAUGGGCUUAAGCUGUCUGGGCAUGAUUUGGCUGUGGCUGAAAUCUCUGCUCAUCCCAGGCAUAAGAAGCAAAUGAAGCCUCAUCAGCUAGAGGGAUUUAACUUCUUGUUAAGCAACUUAAUUACUGAAAAUCCUGGUGGUUGCAUAUUGGCACAUGCUCCUGGCUCUGGAAAGACUUUCAUGAUUAUCAGUUUCAUGCAGAGUUUUCUAGCGCAGUAUCCAGAUGCUAGGCCGUUGGUUGUGCUGCCAAAGGGUAUUCUUCCUACAUGGAAAAAGGAGUUUCAAAGAUGGCAAGUGGAGGACAUUCCUCUGCUUGAUUUCUACUCCAUGAAAGCAGACAAUAGGACACAGCAAAAGGUAGUUCUCAAACAGUGGGUAGAGCAGAGGAGCAUACUGUUUUUGGGGUAUAAGCAGUUUUCUACUAUUGUUACCGGUGACAGCUCAUGCAAGACAACUGCCUAUUGCCAAGAGGUACUGCUGAAGCGCCCUACCAUUCUUAUCUUGGAUGAAGGUCACACUCCCAGAAAUGAGAAUACUGAUGUGCUGCACUCACUUGCCAAGGUUCAGACUCCUAGAAAGGUAGUGCUAUCUGGCACACUAUAUCAAAAUCACGUCAAGGAAGUUUUCACUAUCUUAAAUUUGGUCCGUCCAAAAUUUUUGAAGCUUGACACUCCUCGUUGCAUAAAGAAACGUAUCAUGAGUAGAGUGCAGUUUCAUGGGUUCAAGAAGCAGUUAAAAGGGGGGAAUGUGGAGAGCAACUUUUUUGACCUUGUUGAAUACACCCUUCAGCAGGAUGAGGAUUGGAAAAGAAAGGAGGCUGUUAUUAAAGAUUUGCGGGAGAUGACUAGCAAAGUGCUGCACUACUACAGGGGAGACUUCUUGGAUGAUCUCCCAGGACUUGUAGACUUCACUGUUCUUCUUGGUCUGAGCCCUCAACAGAAAAUUGAAGUUGACAAGCUGAAAAAGAGGGAGAAAACAAAAUUCAGAAAAACUUCCUUGGGCUGUGCAGUUUACACCCACCCAAGGCUGAAGCAGUUUUCAGAUGUUAAUUCUGGUACUGAAAAACUUUCACUGCUUAAUGAUGCGAAAAUCGAUGAGCUUGUUGAAAGGAUAGAUAUGAGAGAUGGCGUAAAGGCUAAAUUUUUCCUUAACAUGCUGGGUUUGUGUGAAAGCUCUGAUGAAAAGCUACUUGUGUUUAGCCAGUAUUUGUUGCCUCUGAAGUUUCUUGAACGAUUAGCUGUCUGUAGGAAGGGUUGGUCCAUUGGUAAAGAGAUCUUCAUGAUAUGUGGUGAUACAUCUACUGAGCAGCGAGAAUUACAUAUGGACAGGUUCAACAACUCCCCUGAUGCAAGGGUCUUUUUUGGAUCAAUCAAAGCUUGUGGAGAAGGAAUAUCUCUAGUAGGUGCCUCUCGGAUUAUAAUCUUGGAUGUGCACCUGAACCCAUCUGUCUCUCGCCAAGCAAUAGGGCGUGCAUUUCGACCUGGUCAGGAGAAGAAAGUUUAUGCUUAUAGAUUGAUUGCUGCUGACUCUCCUGAAGAGGAAGACCAUCUAACAUGUUUCAAGAAGGAACAAAUUGCAAAGAGGUGGUUUGAGUGGAAUGAGUACCGUGGAAGUCAGGAUUUUGGGAUGGAACCAGUUGAUCUGAAGGACUCUGGUGAUCCUUUCUUAGAGAGCCAGUGGCUAGCUGAGGAUGUAAAGGCCUUGCAUCGAAGGUAAUUUUCGCUUGUCAGUAAUUGUAGAAGAAUAUGCUUGAAGAUGUUCGUAACCUUUUGCAAACUGCACAGUAGUUUCUAGCAAAGUAGCAUUACAAGGAUGUACAAGGUACUCAAAUUUGGAAAAUCAACAUUUUAACUAGUCAUUUUGGUAAAGUUAUACAUGUUGAUGACUGUAGCUGGAUAGAGAUCAGGUGUUAUUCUGAAGUGCAGCGCUGAAUCUUGUUGUAAUGAAAAUAUGCAUUUUGGUACAUGCACUUUCAUAAUAUUUAUAAAUUACUAUGUUUAGAUGAA
Molecule: messenger RNA, 3088 nt
Organism: Beta vulgaris subsp. vulgaris (sugar beet)
Lineage: Eukaryota; Viridiplantae; Streptophyta; Magnoliopsida; Caryophyllales; Amaranthaceae
Product: protein CHROMATIN REMODELING 35
Exons: 7
Coding region: 189-2798 (869 amino acids)
Biological process (GO): gene silencing by siRNA-directed DNA methylation
Molecular function (GO): ATP binding; ATP-dependent chromatin remodeler activity
Source: RefSeq, a predicted model, not a curated record